Molecule: messenger RNA, 1453 nt
Organism: Octopus sinensis (East Asian common octopus)
Lineage: Eukaryota; Metazoa; Mollusca; Cephalopoda; Octopoda; Octopodidae
Product: tubulin polyglutamylase complex subunit 2-like
Exons: 9
Coding region: 308-1210 (300 amino acids)
Biological process (GO): protein polyglutamylation
Source: RefSeq, a predicted model, not a curated record
GGAGCGGUGCCGAUAUAAAAAUGUCGUCUAUUUGUUUAUUACCAAAUAAUGUUUCUUUUUCUUUUUAUUUCUCUCUGUGAAAAUAUCCCUACAGUUAUUGAUCAAAUCUCGGCAAAUCUUUUGAAUAAUAUCCAGUGAAGUUUCAUAAAUUUCAGUCGUAUAUACACUGAAAAUAAAACAGUGAAAUAUUUAACAAAAGCAACGAUAUAAUAGUCACCGGUUACCACUGAACUAUAAAAGGUUUUAAUAUACUGAAAGGUUAAUUCUAACUAAUUUGUUGGAGUCACCUGAACAGGUAUUCGUUAUAAUGGAAGAAAACGUCUCAGAAAUAAUGCAACGAAUAACAUUUUCCGUUGUGAAAUAUUUAGAAACUAAAACUGGGGUGUGUAAUGUGAAAUUACACGAACGAACUGGCACGACCAAAGAAGCCCUUUCUUCAUGGGAACAGAAAAAUUCCUGUUUACUUCCUGAUGAUCUAAAGAAUUAUUAUCUGACAAGUAAUGGAAUAAAACUGACCUGGUCUGUCAAAAUUGACAGUUCCAAUCCAUAUCCAUUAGGACUGAUGUAUUUACACCCAGUGGAUGACAUCAUGGAAAUAACUGGAAAGUCCAAGAACAAGGCAGGGAAAACAGUUACAAAAGAACAAGACUCUGACACAGAAUCAGAAGAUGAAGAUUCUGGCUUAAAGAAACCAUCUUUUACCUCCUCUUAUCGAAUAUUUGAGUUGGAUCCUUGUGCUGGACUUGGUAAGGUGUGUCUGGUUUACCGUAAUUCGCAUUCAGGUUGCAGUGAAAUCUGGUUCCUCGAUCGGUCUCUCAGAUGGCAUUUCUUGGUGGCAAAUUUCACAACUUAUUAUCGUUUGAUGUUGCUACAUCUUGGUCUGCCCCAGUGGCAGUACAUCUUCACAGACAUUGGCUUAUCAAUGCAGGCAAAGCAAUGGUUUAACAUAUAUGCUCCUAGCCGUAUUCAAACUGAUGUUUCCCAAGGAAGAACUUACGAACACGAUUUGAGGGAUUCUCUCUCGGUAACGCCAAACCAAUUGGACGUCUCCAAAAUUUUCAAAGGAAAGAAUGAAAAAAAAAAACCGCCUGUAGCUCAACAGAUCAAUCAAAUGGUAAAAAAGAGGGUAGUUCAGAACAGACAAACUGGCCUGGUCAACCCAAGACUUGUUCCUUUAAAUCAAAAUAAUACUUUAAAAGGAAGCAAAUAAAUGAAUGAUCUUCAAAAAUCAUUUGACACCUGCUUUUUUGGUGCUGGUUGUCAUGGUCCGAGCUGAUUCCUGUUUGAAGUUAGGAAUUCCCUGAUGGGUUGGAGGAUCAGAUCUCAAAUCACAACUAGUUGAGUGGAUGGAGGGACAUGUAAUUGGUACUACAUUAGACAAGAGAUUUAACACUUAAAUAGAGACAGGAGCAACACACCAUUGUCUGCUUGCUUCUGGGAAGACUACGAUGUU